This is a messenger RNA of Brassicogethes aeneus, 1404 nucleotides long. Lineage: Eukaryota; Metazoa; Arthropoda; Insecta; Coleoptera; Nitidulidae. The record is from the annotation of a GenBank genome assembly.
AUGGCUGACGACUUUGUUGUCGAGAUGCUUGCAGAGUGGGGUUUAGACGUUUUAACAGAUGUUUUUCGUGAGGAGGCUAUUGAUGAAGAAGCUUUAAAAAUUCUGGAUGAGGAAACAAUUAACGUAAUCGUGAAGAAAUCUGGACUAAAGUUAAAGUUAAAAGAGCGGCUAAAAGAAUUUCAGAGAAUCAAUGCGUCGCGCAUGCACGAAAACGAAAAUUCACCUUCAUCAUCCUUUGUGAUACCACAAACUUCCAAUAACUUCUUAAUAAAGGAAUUUGUAACUAUAGACAAUGAUAAACUGAUAAUUCCUGUUGAAGACCAGACAUUAGAAUCAUUAAUAAAUUCGCCAGCUGACAACAUACAUUCAAGUACCUUCGUGAAAGCAGCUGAGGAAAUUUGUGACUUAUUUGUUAAGGAAGAUACACAAACCUUUUAUAUUCCGUAUUGCCCUAAAACGGAAACUUCUCCAAAAAUUCAACCCAAGGGAAAGUUAUAUUCUCGUUAUGUAAAUUUAAAGAGUGCAAUUAAACUUUCUGCGUCUUCGACCUCUAAAAUCAAGCAAGCAGCAGUUGCAAAAGAAAUAUCUGAUGAAGAACAGUCCCAAAUCGCAUUUUUAAGAACAGCAUUGGAACCUCGUGACCAAAUUUUAGUUUACUGGCAAAAUACAUUUGAAAUUAGAAAAGACAGCAACUGCAAUAAAAGUAUUAACGAAUAUUUAAAUUUAUACCCAUUCCUGAAGCUAAGCGCCGGCUACAUUUUGCUAGAGUCUGACUUUGACCAAAUUUACCCGGAUAAAAGAGACAUCAUUUAUACCACUUUUCCUAAACUGGCAGAAGCAAUUAUUAAAGAGGCAGAAAAGAAAAAAGUCAAAUUGCCAUACUUUCGUGACCAAUGCAUGGACUCAAUUACAGAUCAACUUUUCUUGGCAUUACUUUAUUUGCCAUAUUUGUUUUCUCCAACCACAUUAGGUGGUGGUGGUAAGAACAAGUCCAAAAACUGGCGUCCUUCAAAACUAGAGGUCCAAGAAAGUUUCGUGUUGUACAUUUCCAAGAUUGGUUUUCUGAACGAAAAAAUUGAAGAAAGGAAAACUAGACUACAUAGUCUUGGUUUGACUGUACAGCCAUUCAUUGUAUGCAUUGGGGAACAGACAAUUACAUCUUCUUUUGUGGUUAUAGACGACAUAAAAUACAAGCUUGAGACACCCAUUAAAGCAUUGGAUGUCGCUUUUAAAGUUUUCCACACUGUAAAUGCUGAAUAUCCUGCCGAAUGUCAACAUGUUUGGCUUUUGAUUCAGAGGUUGGUUUAUAAUAUAAAUACCGCAUAUGACAAACCCAGCAGUGCAACUACCGCACUAAUCACUGACUUAAAUGAACAAUUAUCACUAAUACCAAAUGUUUUUUAA